Molecule: messenger RNA, 3271 nt
Organism: Ruditapes philippinarum (Manila clam)
Lineage: Eukaryota; Metazoa; Mollusca; Bivalvia; Venerida; Veneridae
Exons: 3
Coding region: 88-642 (184 amino acids)
Source: RefSeq, a predicted model, not a curated record
AUAAAUUUCCGUUUGCAAUAUAUAAGCAUCAAUACUAGCUUGUAAGGUGUCGUUAAUUUUUAACAAAAUAUUUUUUUUAAAGAUAUUAUGGAAGGGCUAAGGUUUUCAAGCGCUGCCGCUUUUUUAAGCUCGUGCACAGCAUUGUUAGUUUGUGCAUUCGGCUUGUUUCUAAAAUCGUGGUGGCUGAACGUGGAAGAUAACGAAACAACCUAUGGAUUAUUUACUGCAGUAAAAUGCCCGGAUGACAUUUGUACCCUGACUGGAAGUUCGGCUGAUGGAUGGAUCGUUUUCACACAAAUUGCCAUCGUGGUACAGUUCAUUAUGCUGAUAACUGCCAUAUUUUUUCAAGCGAUUGGAUUGGUCAAGAAAUACAUGUGCCUGAUUAUUUCUGCUUCCGGUGCACUCGGUUGGUCAUGUUUCUCUUCAGUACUUCAGAUGUGUGUUUUAUCAGGCAAAUAUAUGAAGUUAACAGACGCCUACCAGACGACAACAUCACGACCCGGAAAUUACGUCAUCUACCAAACGCUUCCGCUAGGCUUAUGUCUCAUUUCCGGUUCUCUCUGUAUACCGGCGUUUGUUUGUUUGGUUAUUUAUAGAACGGAGGAAAGGAGAAUAAGGAUGAAGCCGUCAGCGAUUGUAUAAUCAACAUAACUUUCAUGCAUUUCUUUUAAACUUUCAAUUCAAAUAAGUUGAGAUUCUUAAAUGUGGAAGCCCAAACAUUUCUUCUAAUUCCACAUAUAAAAAUAUAAUUGUAACGGUUUGAAAUUAUAGCAGACAGAGUUUUUGUUUCCCAGACUACUUUGCUUACUUUUACAUUUAUUAUUUGUUUAUAUGACUAAACCCCCAGUAAAGCUAUUCUUUAAAAAGUGUCUUUUUACGUGAUACCUACGUCUUUUAAAUAACUGAUACCUUCGUGCAGCUGAAAUAUACGGUUUCCUGCUGUACGAUCUAUUGACAGUCUAGAUUUGUUUCUCUCUUAAGUCUUAUGUCGUCAUUCUAUAUUUUUAUAGAUAAAGUAGCGAGGUUUUACAUUCUCGAAUGAACCUUUUGACGACUUUGUUUAAAGAAUGAGUAAAAAAACAUUAUUAAUCAAGUAAUUAUCAAAAUAAAUAAGAUGCCUUGCACGAAAUUGAGAAAUGAAAUUGCUAAACUUAGAUUAUCUUCGCAUCGUUUAAAUAGAGACUGGCAGACAUAGAAACAUUGUAAGAUCGGAAAGAAAAUGUACAUUUUGCAGCCUAAACAACAUAGAAGAUGAAUACAAAUUUGUUUUAAUUUGUCCUACUUAUUCUGACUUAAGAAGAUUGUGUAUACGAUGUUAUUACUACAUGUACUAUAAAGGCAUCCCGGUAUGUUUUAAUUUAUUGAUGGCGCCAAAGGCGCGUUGACGCGCUGUCAUCUUGUCGUCCUGUCUCUAGCACGGCACGCCAAAUGGCGCGUUGUCGUGCGGCGUGUUGAAACCAUGAAAUAACAUAAUCUUUAAUAAUAAACAAUGAAAUAGCAUAACUAUGAUUAAUAAACCAUAAAAUAACAUAACUAUGAAUAAUACACCAUGAAAUAACAUAACUAACUAUGAAGAAUAAAUCAUGAAAUAACAUAACUAUAAAUAAAACACCAUGAAAUAACUGAACUAACUAUGAAUAAUGCACCAUGAAAUAACAUAACUAUGAAUAAUAAACCAAGAAAUAACAAAACUAUUAAUAAUACACCAUGAAAUAACAUAAAUAUGAAUAAUAAACCAAGAAAUAACAAAACUAUUAAUAAUACAUCAUGAAAUAACAAAACUAAUUAUGAAUAAUACACAAUGACAUAACUCCCAUUCCUGCAACAAACCAGACUAAACAAUGAGUAUUAAGUUUCUUUCUGGAUAUGAGAAGGUCUUUCCCUUUACGUGGCAUUGUAACGGUGGUUUGAACCCACGCGGCCAACGAUACAUACUACUGGUAAGACCUGUCAUCCUCUCCGCUACGCAGCCACUUAGAUUUAUAAAAAUUAUUUUUUGCGCUUUUUACAAUCUACAAUGUGUCUGCUACUGUCAUUGAAAUGUAUCCGAAUUACAUGUUUGUGUUUGACUUCUGUAAGAGCAUCUUAACUGACUUACAUUACUGGAACUCCUGUAUUUUCAUGACUAAAUGUCGAUAAUAGACAAUACGAAAGUGUUAAUUUAAAAUCUCAGACGCCUUUUUACAGAUCCGGCGUUAAAUCAUUCCCUUUUGCUAAACCUGUUUCCUGCAAAAAGGUGUGAAUAAUCUUCACUAUAAAAGCAGGCCCAACAACAUCUGACUUUCAUUUCCAUGAUUGAGCGAUCUAAGAAUCUUGAAAACACGGAGAUUCUUCCUAGCUGCUUUCAUCAGCCUCGCUGUUUUCAUCAGAUAAAUAUUUCUGACAUUUAUAUAGCAGACGCAGACAUGGAUCACGUUAAACGUAACUUUGAUGAGUUUGUUAACUUCGCAGCAGACACCAAAGACGAGGCAUUGUCAUUCUUUGUUGGAAUUGUGAAUCGAAUUGGAAAAUCAAUCAGAACGUCGCGAAAACGGGGGAAUGUUUCAAACGAUAGCAGACGACAGUAUUAUGAGCGGAAAUAUCAACAUAAAAGAACGAAACGCGCAGUAGAAGCGUUGGAAAAUUGGAAAAAGACAAGACCGCAGGUUCUUUUGAACAGAAGUUGAAUGAAUGCGUCUACUUAUUACGCUCUAAAAAUACUAUGACUAUACUUGAUCAUAAAGAAAAGAAACACAGCGGCAAAACAGGUGCUGUCGGGAUCUUGUCGAGUCGAGUCUCAAUGACAUUUCACCUCUGGUUAUUAAAAACAACCACAUUUAAUCGAGCACUUUGCGAGAAGACCAUCAUGCGCCGGAAUUACAUGGUUUAGAAAUAGCUACGGAACUUUCAGAACUUCGCAUGCAAAAGCUGGUUUGUGUGAUGGUUAUUCACACGUGGAGCAGAAGGUGUUGUCAUACGAAAUAAAGACCUUAUAAAUUACGGACACAUGAGAAACUGCAAAAUCGUUGGUCAUUUUUAUUAUAAGAUUGUGUUUUCCUAUUUCAGUAGGAUUUGUUUACAUGGUAUACGCAAAGUCGUGUUUUUCCCGGUAUUUCUUUUUGUACUUCUUUUUAUUUUAGUUGCUGUUGUUUUUUUUAAUGUUUGGUUGCUUUUUUCCUUAAUUGUUUGCUAUUAACAUUAUAUUACGUGUAUAUAUACGUUUAUGUUUUAAUCAUGUUUCCCACUUUGAUUUGAUAACAUAUUGAAUUUGAUGAAUAAAAAAGCAACAAUA